Solea solea (common sole) is the source of this 3114-nucleotide messenger RNA. It is a transcript of the gene csrnp1b, whose product is annotated as cysteine-serine-rich nuclear protein 1b. Gene Ontology annotation, biological process: regulation of transcription by RNA polymerase II. The coding region runs from base 77 to 1858 and encodes 593 amino acids. Gene Ontology annotation, cellular component: nucleus. Lineage: Eukaryota; Metazoa; Chordata; Actinopteri; Pleuronectiformes; Soleidae. The record is from RefSeq and is a predicted model, not a curated record. The transcript has 5 exons. Gene Ontology annotation, molecular function: DNA-binding transcription factor activity, RNA polymerase II-specific; sequence-specific DNA binding.
CCUUGCCUGGUCAUCUCCUCCUUUCGUAUGCGCAAAAUGCGCAUCGGUAACGUGGUGUCCACUUGUUGUAGCGUGAAUGGAGCUUCUCCUCUCCUGGGUGCAGUCUAGUAUCUGGAAGAUUGCUCACACUAACGCCAUGAGUGGGCUUCUCAAGAGGAAGUUUGAGGAGGUGGAUGAGGACCAGUGUUACUCCUCACCCUCGCCCUCCUCCCUCUCCUCGGCCUGCUCAGCCUGGGACUCAGAGGGGGAGAGCUGCUACUCAGACACCCUGGAUUCCACUCCCAGCAACCCCAGCUCCCCGGCAACAAAUUUCAACACCACGUCCAUCCUUAAGAAAGCCAAGAGGCCGCGACGGGGGAACGUCACCUUUGACCAGGUGACCGUGUUCUUCUUCCCUCGGUGCCAGGGCUUCACCAGCGUUCCCAGUCGAGGAGGAUGCACGCUAGGCAUGAUGCAGCGCCACAGCGCGCUCCGCACGUACACGCUCGCCGAGUUUGCCGUGGAACAGCGGCUUUUACGCCGGGAAAAAUUCCUUAACAGACUCAGGGAGGAGAAGCUAGAAACUCUUAGGUUUAAGCUGACUAAUAACGGAACCCAGGAGAGCGAGGAGGCAGAGCGGCUGACGGUGGACGACAUCCCCGAGCAGGACGUCGACAUCGGCGGAGCCAACCUGGACGAGGGCUCCUUCCUCCAGCCUUACCCGUCAAGAAGCCGCUACACGCUGCUCAAAUCGGCCGGCGUGAAGAAGAUCGACAAGGAGGAGAAGAGGCAGCUGCACGAGCUGAGGCUCUCCAGGGAAAACUGCGGUUGCGACUGCCAGGGCUUUUGCGAGCCGGAGACAUGUAGCUGCAGCCUCGCAGGCAUCAAAUGUCAGAUGGAUCAUUCCUCUUUCCCAUGUGGCUGCACCAAGGACGGCUGCGGUAACACGGAAGGUCGCAUCGAGUUCAACUCUACCAGGGUACACACGCAUUACAUUCACACGAUCAUGAAGCUGGAGCUGGAGAAGAGGCUAGAGGAGCAGUCGGGCACGGAGGAGGAGGAGAGCGCGAGGGGUCUCGCGUCCGUGCCAGCUGUGCCCUCCUUCGCCUUCAGCUCGGAACUGACGGCAGCUGGAGAGAACAGUUGCAGCAGCGACAUGACAGACUUGUCGGACUCCUCGGGGCAGAGCGAGGACUCGGAGGCCGGCGGCAACCCAUGUGACCACCGGACCCAGCUGGACGUGGACGAGCAGGGGCUGAGCCGCAUCCUCUGCUUCAGCGACGCCGAGAACUGCUCGAGAAGCAGCGGGGACGGCGCGAACAAGAACGGCAAAGGCACGUGCUGCCAAGAUCAGAGGCAAGAGGUGGAGGCGUUCCGGAGCUUCAGCAUGGUGGACUUUGCCGACGAGAAUGACAAUAUAGACAUCGCGCUGUUAGAUUCGGCGGACUGCAGCCACACGGACAAUCGAUUAACAGCCAUUUCGGAACUCUUGGAUGAGAACGCCAACCAGGGGAACGCCCUGUUCCACAGCAGUAGCGUGCCACACACGCCCUCCCCCACCAUCGACCGCUCCGCGAGCUACAACAUGGACCUGAGCCUCUCGUCGGAGUCGGACUUGGAGUUCUUCGACGGCUUCCCGUGUCUGGGCUCCAGCUCGCUUUACAACUCCCUGAAGGAGUACGAACACAUGGACAACUCCUUUCACUUUCAGUUGCCUAGCUACCCCAGCUUCCCCGCGGCGGGCGACCCCGGCACCUGUUUCCUAGAGUCACUCAUUGGCCUUUCAGAGUCCGUCCCCGAACCCCCCGCCACAUUUACAGACAAUCAGCUGUUGGAGGAAGCCAUGAAAUUGUCUGUGAUGGAGUCUGUGAAAGUUUAACGAAACAUGCAAAUUUGUCGGACGGUGCAAGGAAAAAAAAAAAGAAAAAGGAGGAGGCGGAGCUUUGGGAGGAGGCCGAACAUGCACACAAGAUGUCAACGUCAAACAUGUUUGAUUUCAGAGGAAGCUGUGAUUUCCCUUUUUUUUUUUUUUUUUUUUUGCCUAAAAAACGUUUUAAAUUCCAGACUUGCCUUCAAAAUGUUAGCAAAGCAGUUUGGGAUUAACGCUGUGUGAGACGGCAGCUAGUGUUAAAAGUGGAAAGAUGCGAAACAAGAGGUCAAUUUGGCCCGGGGCCCACGUAACAAAAAAAACCACACAAAAAAAGAAAGGAAACCAAUGACGGCUCUCGUUUUUCCUAAGAAAGCUCUUUUAACCAAACCAAGAUCACCAACCAUAUGCUAAACAGGAAUCAACCUUUAAUGGGGGCCAGGUUGGAUAUCUCAACACAGCUGAAUGUGCACCUCAGGGAUUUUUUUUCUAGCUUUCUAGCUUUUGGAGGCAAUGUAUGGUGACCAUUGCUGUGAUGACCUUCACAUGAAACCAGAGUCGAAUCACAACAUAGUUUCUUGUCCUCCCUUUGGGCUCAGACAUCCACAUGACCUGAGGAGGUCAGGAGUCCCUGCAUCUUGAAGCUCGUGGACUCCUGUCCUCCUCGACGUCUCUCUCUCCCCAAAGGUCUCACGGUACAAAACAAAAAACAAAAAAUCCCUCUAAAAAGCUCCUUGAUCAGCACUUUAUCUGUGAAGAAUAGUUAUGUAUGAAUAGGCAUUGUUUUGGCUGUACGGGGUCGAUUCAACAGUUCAAACGCUAAAUUAUGGAGUUUCUUAUUUAUGAGCUGGGUAUCUAGAAAAUAAUGGCUCAUACCAUUACAAUCUGUAGCUGUAUUAUCUUCUUUUUCUUUUCUUUUUUUCCUCCUCUUUUUUGUUUUAAAUUAUUUUCCUUUUUACGAUUUAAUUUCUUAUUUAUUUCAGACAAAGCCUACGUUCUCUCGAGAAGCACUGUGGUUUGAUAUUUUCCACCCGAAAGUGCAAUCUUCCUUCCUUCCCUUUUGUUUUCUUUCCCAUAGCGACACCUUUAGGCGUCGCUAUGGGAAACAGGACCACGAGUUCCAUCGGAAAGUAUUUAAUAUCUAUUAUUAUCUUAUACAUUUAACAAUUUUUUUUAUUUUUUUUAUAUUUUUGGUAACUUAUUAUUUCAUUAUUUUUCAUUAGUUAUUUAAUUUAAAGAUGUUUUGGCAAUAAAAAAUGGGGCUGUUG